Molecule: messenger RNA, 4044 nt
Organism: Stegodyphus dumicola
Lineage: Eukaryota; Metazoa; Arthropoda; Arachnida; Araneae; Eresidae
Source: RefSeq, a predicted model, not a curated record
ACUAGAGAAAGAUUGCGUUUCGUUGUUGCGGUUGAAUGUUUUUAAUCUGUCAAGUAAUGCGGUCGAAUGCCGCUUUCUCUGUGUCUGCGAAGUGACUUAUUGUAAAAAUGAUUAUGAAAUAAAUUUUGAGCAUGUAGGUGAAUUCAGGAGGGUACUUCGGUAUCUAUUAUGUCUGGAGAAACAAAUGUUACUAUAAAGACACCCGAAGAAACGACGCAGAAUGCUGUUCCCUCAGGACCUCCACCUGUGCCACCUCAGGAUUUGUCUUUAAAUUUGGAUUUGUAUAAUUAUGAUUCUCCUGAUGCUCAGUCUUGCCCUUAUGUUUUAACCAGUCCAAGAUCACUUGAGGCAUGUUCUCGUGUUGGAAUUAAGCCUGUUGAUCUCCUUCAUAAGACGUUAGCAGAAUUUUCUGAUGAUGUUGAACCUGAUAAACCUUUAGAUGAAAUUGUGAAACUUUAUGAUGAACAUGAGCAGCAACGAAUAAUUUUACUCCAGAAAUGUCAAGCUGAACGAGAAUUUUUAAUAUGGAGAUCAACUUCCAAGAGGCGUUCUCAUUCUUUAUCUCCCUGUAGACGUAGUCGAUUACACAAACAACAAAAAUCUAAAGAUUUGCAGAGUCAUCGGACUAUUUCUCAGUCAUUUCGUAAUGCACCAAGACGAAAGUCUAGUGAUGAUUUAUUAUCCACAUCUGAAGGAGAAGGCCGUAGUGCUCAUCUUCAGCAUUCAAGGAGCUCCUCUGUAAAGAAUCUUCAUCGAAGUGGACAGAGGCCUAUCAGCUGGUCAACACCUGCUUCCCCUUAUUAUCAAGGGUCUCGUAAUUUAUUUGUUCGUAUUACUUCACCUGUUGUAUGUGCCAAAUUGCAAACAUUUCCAAAAGCCAAAAUGAGAUUACCACCAAAGGAUAUGAAAAUUCUUGAGAUGAUUCUGCAGAAAUAUGAAAAAUUGGAGGAGGAAGAAGAAAGAAGAGCGAGAGCACAGAGGAGGUGGGAUAAGGAGAAAGAAAUUCGAGAAAAGAAAAAAGAAGAGGCCGAAAUGGAACGAUGGAAAAACCUUGCCUUAAAACAAAAAAGAAGCAGCUCAGAAGAGCGUGCAAGAGCUUCGUCUGACAAAGGGACACCAACACAUUCCUGCUCUCGUUACCCUGCGUCAGAAAAAGAUGAUAGUGAAAGAUCAUUACUUUUCCAAAAGCGACACAGCUUCAAGCAGGCAGCAAAAAAUCAAACUAAGUCAUUUGAAGACCAGAAUCCCAAACGCAACUAUGCAUCAGAAAGAUUAUCACGUUAUGAAGCUGAGCAGAAAUUGAAGGCUAUACAGUUGAAAGAAGAACAGGUUAGAAAAAGGAGAAUGGAAAUUAUUCAGAAGCGAGAUGAUGUUCUAAAGAGAAGUGCUGAAGAAUUCAAGGUUAAACUUUUCAAAGUCAAGACAAACCAACAGGAAUUGGACAAAGCUAUGGAACAGUGGCAACAACAGGUUAUAUGUUACCAGGAAGCAGCUAAUAUGAGAGCUGCAGAAAGGGCUGCUCAGACAUUUGAGGAGCGACGUCGUAAAGCUAUGAGUGAUAGGUUGUCAAAGCAAGAAGAGCACAAAAAGAAUAUGAGAAAAAUUGAAGCUGAAGAUUUUGCAAAGUUACAAGAAAUGAUGGCAAAGUUACGUUCAAAAGAUGAAAGAUGCAAAGCAUUUAAAGAAGAAAAGACUUCUUCUAUUGAACAAUCUCGACAGUUAGCACAAGCAGCAUCUGAUUUGCGAGAUCUCAUUCGACAAAGGCUUGAUAAAGACUCCUUUGUAAAAAGAAGCCAACAAGCUGCAUUAGAAUCAAGACUACUGAGUAUAGAACCUCGCAUAUCUCAAUCUAAAGAAAAUCCUGAGGAAAAAACUUAGUUCCCCUUAAUUAUGUAAAGAACUUUUAACUUCUAUUUUGUAAAAUAUAUCGUGUAUGUUGAUCAAGAGGUUUUUUUUAGAGUGAGUCUUUUUACUAUAAUAUAAUACUGUUAUAAUGAAUGUGAUUGAAAUGUGAUAAUUUUUCUAUUACUUUCACAAUAUAUAUAAUUGCACAUUAGUAGUACUAUUUAAUUGAUUCUAAAAAUAUUUGUUUAGAAUAAACAUUUUAUUAAAAUUUUAUAUUUCUUUAGUAACUGCAUAUAUAUAUAUAUAUAUAUAUAUAUAUAGGUUUCCUUAUUUAAUGAUUUGGUUCAGUGUUAUCUAUCUUAUUUUAAAAUUUUAGAGUUUUAUGCCUUGAAUGCCUUGAAUUUAAUAUAUGUUUGCCACAGCUUUGAAAUGACGCAUUUAAAUCCAUCGUACAUGCUGAAAACUGAUGAAUUUUCACUGUCUCCUGAAAUUGUUCAUAGCUUUUUACAGCUAAAUAAUUUGUAGGUAGAUUUAUAGAACAUUACUUUGUUUAUGGUGAAGUUUUUUUCCCCCUUUGAAAUAUAAGUGGAAAGCUUAAAGGUGGUACAUUUUAUAACUUUACUUCAUAAAUUAGCUAUUGAAUUUAGAUGUCUAGAAUGUUAAGGUAGAUAAUUUGAACUGUUUGAAAAUAUUGUUCAUGAUGAAUAUUAUUGGAAAAAGGUAGUUUAUGAAAAUAAUGAAACCCAUUCAAUUGAUUUAUACUUCUAUUACCUGAGGAGCGAUGAAACAUGGCAUAAAUAUUUUUAUUAUCAUCAGAAUUAAUUGUUACUAUUAAAAAUCAUUAAGCGGUAUCACUUGAUAAGAGUAUGAGUUUCUCAAAAAAAGGGGGGUCAGUUUACUGUUUCUUAUUUAAAUUAUUCAUGUACAUUUUUAUGAAUUAAGGCAAUUUAUUACUUGUGAAAUUUUGAAGCUAAAAUAGUUCAAAGUGAACAUCAUUAUAGGUUUUAAGAUGCUAAUUAGAACUCGUGUAAUUUAUAUAUAACUCAACUUAUGUAUUAUUCGAAAACGUCUUUUGCUAAUUACUCUAAAAUUAUGGUAUUAAUAAUGAUCAUGUUGAAUUUUAUCAGCUGUUUCAUAUAUGUCUAAGCUUAAAGUGUCAUGCUAGUGUUUUAUGCUUAAUGGCACAAGUCUGGAACUUUUUGUAAAGUAAUAUGAAAUCAAUUUAUGAUUAUAUAUGUUAUUUCACAUGAAAUAUAAUCCAUGUUACAUACAUAUACUGUAUUUUAUGUAAUUUAUAUUUGUUUUGAGUUAUUUUAUUUUUACUCAUGCAGUAAUAUUUUUAAGGUUUAAUAUAUACACUAGAGUCAUAAGCUAUAGAACUUAUUCAUAUUCAUUUUGUAUAUAUUCAGUUACAGUUAAAAUAUACUUAGAAAAAUUAAGUGCCAAACUUUUGUGUAUAUUUAUUUUUUAUUUUUAUAACAGAUUUCCUUUUGGGGGGAAGAAGAUUGUAUUUAUUGCACAUGGAAAAAUUAAUAAUUACAAUUAACUAAUAUGGUUGUUAUGUUUCCUGUGACAAUAUUGUUCUCUAUUAUUUUAUAUUAAAUCAACAGUGCAUAAUUAUGAAUGCUAAAAGCACAUCAAACUCAAACUUUUGAAUUAUAUUAUCUACAUCCAUUAUUUUAGUAACUUGUUUUUAAAACAUUAUCAUUGUUUUCUUUACAGAUUGUAAAUUAUCAUUACUGAGAAUUCAUUAAAAUUUUUUAUAUGCUCAUUCUUAAAUUUUUAAAUGGCUACUAUAUGUGCCUGACUUCUAAACUGUGUUGAUGUUGUAUUUGAUAUGACAAUAUAGCAAGUAAAAAAGUUAAUUCUGUGCAAUUUAAUUGAUUAUUUUAAUGAGCCCAAUAUUUAUGUUAUCAAACAGCUGCAAUGUACACUGCUAUUAUUUACUUUAUAAUAUUAAUAGGAAAAAAUAGUUUUAAAAAAGAUUUUUCUAAUCAUAUUGUAUUCUUACAAACUAGAUUUUACUUAUUAAUCUGAAUUUAUGAAUAAGCAAUAUAUAUUUCUUAUGCAUUAACAUAUACUUAGUAUUGUUAAGAAACAUCAUUUUUCGCAUUAUUUUUUAAGUUUUAAAGAUUUAAGAUUCCUAAAUUUUUUGUUUUUAUGCUAUGAAAUAAAUUUUGUUUUCCUAGUGUUUUAAAA